This is a messenger RNA of Bicyclus anynana (squinting bush brown), 2654 nucleotides long. Its product is annotated as follistatin. Gene Ontology annotation, molecular function: serine-type endopeptidase inhibitor activity; protein binding. The record is from RefSeq and is a predicted model, not a curated record. Bases 134 to 1054 code for a protein of 306 amino acids. The transcript has 6 exons. Lineage: Eukaryota; Metazoa; Arthropoda; Insecta; Lepidoptera; Nymphalidae.
AUAAGUCCACACACGUUGGUGCAGACUCAUUUUGAUACGUUACCUUGCGGCGUAUAGUGUAGUGAUACGAGUAAUCAACUCACAUGUGCUUGUGAAUGAUUGUUAUUUCGUACAUAGUGCACUUAAAACAAAAAUGAAGGAUUUAAUACCAGUGAUUUUUAUUGUGAUAGCAUGCAACCAAAAAGUGCUAAGUCGGAGUUACAGAGACGUAGUAGACGAUAAUGCGAUAUUAUAUGCAGAGUCACAGUUCUACGGACCAUAUUCAAGCGACAGGAACGCCCCCUUGCGCCAGGUGUGGGGACUUAGAGAACUCGGUGAUUAUGAUUCGUCCGAUGAAGAUGAUUAUCAUCGAGUGGUAUUUCCUGACACAGAUUCGCGUGACCGUCACACAUCGAGUCAAACAAACCAUAGAAAUCUUCGCCAAUGUAUAGCAUCGUGUGAGCCAUCUUCAGAGUACCAACAGGUCUGCGGGACGGACGGCGUCACAUAUCAGAAUUUGGAACAGCUGCAAUGCUUCAUGAGGUGCGGAGUAGACGUCCGCAUCCGCCAGUUGUCACCAUGUUCCGGCUGGAGCACCACGUCUCGGCCAGCCACAACGACCACACUGAGCAGCCAUAAGGCAUGCAUGGCCACGUGUCCGACCACGUCCGAGUACAACCCUGUGUGUGGCAGCGACCACGUCACAUACAACAACCAUGGAAAGCUGAUGUGUGCACAGAACUGUGGAAAAGAUGUUCAAGUUAAACGUCGAUCGCCGUGUCCGAAUAUAAAAUCUACAGCAGACCCAAGGACCACGAGUACUACAACGCCUAGAAGUACGAAACAGAGCAUCGCAGUAAGCGCGUGCAUCACCACGUGUCCCAGCACCUCGGAGUACCAGCCCGUUUGUGGCACCAACAACGAAACCUAUUUCAACUUGUCGAGGCUACAGUGCGCCAUGUACUGCGGUGUUGACGUAUCACUCCUAAAGUCAGUACCGUGCCACCUUGAAGAUAAUUCACACAACGAGGAAAAUGAUGAUGAAGAUAUUGAUGUGCGAAUUCCUAAACUGUGAUGUAUCACAUAAUUGCUAUAACGAUUAACUGGCAUGUAAAUAUUUAAAGUUUAUUAACAGAAGAUGAUCUAAGAAUAACUUAAAUGAUUUGUAUUUAUUAAGCGUAAAUAUAAGAUCUGUGAUAGCCCAGUGGAUAUGAAGAUCUGUGAUAGCCCAGUGGAUAUGACCUCUGCAUCCGAUUCCGGAGGGUGUGGGUUCGAAUCCGGUCCGGGGCAUGCACCUCCAACUUUUCAGUUGUGUGCAUUUUAAGAAAUUAAAUAUCACGUGUCUCAAUCGGUGAAGGAAAACAUCGUGAGGAAACCUGCAUACCAGAGAAUUUUCUUAAUUCUCUGCGUGUGUGUAGUCUGCCAAUCCGCAUUGGGCCAGCGUGGUGGACUAUUGGCCUAACCCCUCUCAUUCUGAGAGGAGACUCGAACUCAGCAGUGAGCCGAAUAUGGGUUGAUGACGAAGCGUAAAUAUAACUGUACCUAGAUAAGUACCUAGUUAAUAUACUACACACAGAUGUGUAGACCAGACAGUCCUCAUUUUAGUCCUCCCUGAGAGUGUUAUCACUUAUCAACGAACUAGCCAAGUUGUAGUCACGAUGCUGUUUAUGAUGAUGAUGAUGGUGAAUGGUCAGUGGCGUGCACAAGGUUUUUAACUAGGGUAUGCACUAUAUGUAAAAAUUUGAAAAAUGUGUAAAUGGUGAUAAUGAAGACGUUUCCAACUGAUCGAUCAGUGCAAUAAUUGGUGAUGUUUAUGUCUUAUAUGAACACAAUUUGGCGAAAACUGAAAUUUAUAAUAUUUGAACCUUGCCGCCAUGUUAAUUAUUAAAUUAAAUUGAUUGAUAAUCUAAUGACGAACUAUAGAUAAUGAUUUUACAGUAAAAGACUAAGCAGCCACCACUUUUACGUGACUUCUAUUUCUUUUCAUCAUCAUCAUCAUCAUGUCAGCCGAUGGACGUCCACUGCAGGACAUAAGCCUUUAGUAAGGACUUCCAAACAUCACGAUACUGAGCCACCUGCAUCCAGCGAAUCCUACUACUACUACUACUACUACUACAAGUGCGGGGUCGCCAUUCCAACACUUUGAGACCCCAACGUCCAUCGGCUCUUCGAACUAUUUUAUUUCUUUUAAAUUAAUUCAAUUCAUUAUUUUAAAAUUUUAUGACAUAGGAACCUGACUAGACUUCGUUUAAAUAAUUUUAUUUUAGUUUUAAAAUUAAAAUUUUAUAUGACAUUAAUUUACGAACUGAUCAAUAUGUUAUGUGAAUAAACAAAUAUUGUACAUAUGUGAUAACUGAUUAAGAUUUUAUUAAUAGUUGAUGUUUAUUUAAAUGUUCAUUAUUAUGUGGUUUAUAAAUAUAAAUAAGUGGUAAAACUAUUGGUGUCUUAUUAAUAGUUAAUUGCUAAAACAGUAAGCGAAUGUGGUCAGUUAUAAAUUUCAAGUUUGGAGAAUAUUGACCAGUAACAUUUUAUCUUCGACAGAGUGUAAGUCUCGUUUAGAAUUUGUUAGUGCGAUAGUUUUUAAUAAUAUUGAGUUAAAAUUUGUUAUACCUAUUAAGUACCUUUAAUUCCAAACCUAUAUGGAAUUUCAAAUAAACGUGUAGACAUGAACUAUU